Messenger RNA from Syngnathus acus (greater pipefish), 3806 nucleotides. It is a transcript of the gene kcnj3a, whose product is annotated as potassium inwardly rectifying channel subfamily J member 3a. NCBI's taxonomy places the organism in Eukaryota, Metazoa, Chordata, Actinopteri, Syngnathiformes, Syngnathidae. Gene Ontology annotation, cellular component: plasma membrane. The record is from RefSeq and is a predicted model, not a curated record. The transcript has 4 exons. Gene Ontology annotation, biological process: potassium ion import across plasma membrane; regulation of monoatomic ion transmembrane transport. Bases 885 to 2372 code for a protein of 495 amino acids. Gene Ontology annotation, molecular function: G-protein activated inward rectifier potassium channel activity.
UGUUGCCACAUAUAGGGCACCGCCAGGACUUGCCAACAAUUCCUCAGUGAUCCUACAGGCCUCUUCAGAGCCUCCCUGACCUGUUUUUGUCUCAUCUUUUCAUCCAUUUUGGAAGGCCGUGCAAUCCUCAGUAGUACUGUGAUUGCAUUUUUUUUUCUUCCUGUUCCGCUGUGUACUUUAUGUAACGCUGUGGGACUUUUUUGUGUCCUCUUCUUCUUUUGGACAAUAGUAGACAGUAAACGAUCCACUUCUCAAUAAGAAUGCGUCCACGUCCACUUUUGGUGACAUCGUGCUGUUCCACAUUAUCCACCCACUCGAUUGCCUGUCAUUGUGCCACCGCCAGAAGCCAGUGAACGCAUCACUGGCAGCGUGUGCAAGUGCGCAGGAGCAGCUCGCCGAGAAGUCAGAUGGAAAGAAGCAGCAGAGGAAGAGGACGUCAUCAUGAGAGUCCAUUCGACGUUAAUCUGAAAGACAAGAGAAGGAGAAAGUGGACUAACGAGACUAUUCGGAUGCAUGUUUCCACCAGCCCACUGCAGAAAGCGAGCCAGGGAGAAGCCUGCGGCAGCGAGUGCGCACCGAGCCUUUCCCCAAUCCUGGAAAUCAAGCUCAUUACGCGGUGUUUUUAGGACUGCGCGAAAGCGCGUGGAUUUGGAUUUUGAGCCAUUUGCCUUUGAGCAAGUUCUUUCUUGUGAUGAGGAAGCCACAAGAAGUGGACACCUUAGCUUGUUGUGCGUAAUUUGUUGUUUUUCCUGCUUCGCCCUCCCGUGUGUCUUAUGGCUCCCCUCGACUGGCUUGUGAAAGUACACGCGCCCUGGUGAUUAUUUCAUGGCUGUGGGGCGCAGCGGGAGUCGUGCGUGGAGAAAGAGGACGGUGUGAGCAGAAGUAUGUCUGCACUCCGAAAGAAAUUCGGGGACGAUUACCAGGUAGUGACCACCUCAUCCAGCGGCUCUGGCUUCAGCAACCAGGCGCCGGCGGAGAAGAAGCGCAAGCGGCAGCGCUUCGUGGACAAGAACGGCCGCUGCAACGUCCAGCAUGGCAACUUGGGGGGCGAGACGAGUAGAUACCUCUCGGACCUGUUCACCACCCUGGUGGAUCUGAAAUGGCGCUGGAACCUCUUCAUCUUCAUCCUCACCUACACGGUGGCCUGGCUCUUCAUGGCGUCCAUGUGGUGGUUCAUCGCCUACAUACGCGGGGACCUGAACAAGGCGCACAAUGACAAGUACACGCCGUGCGUGGCCAACGUGUACAACUUUCCCUCGGCCUUCCUCUUCUUCAUCGAGACCGAGGCCACCAUCGGCUACGGCUACCGCUACAUCACGGACAAGUGCCCCGAGGGCAUCAUCCUCUUCCUCUUCCAGUCCAUCCUGGGCUCCAUCGUGGACGCCUUCCUCAUCGGCUGCAUGUUCAUCAAGAUGUCCCAGCCCAAGAAGCGGGCCGAGACGCUCAUGUUCAGCGAGCACGCCGCCAUCUCCAUGCGCGACGGCAAACUCACGCUCAUGUUCCGGGUGGGAAACCUGCGCAACAGCCAUAUGGUCUCAGCGCAGAUCCGCUGCAAACUGCUCAAAUCUCGGCAGACCCCCGAAGGCGAGUUCCUUCCCCUGGACCAGUUGGAGUUGGACGUAGGCUUCAGCACGGGGGCGGACCAACUCUUUCUGGUCUCGCCGCUCACCAUCUGCCACGUGAUCGACACCAAAAGCCCCUUCUACGACCUCUCGCUGAGGUCCAUGCAAACGGAGCAGUUUGAAAUCGUGGUGAUUCUGGAGGGCAUCGUGGAGACCACGGGGAUGACGUGCCAAGCGAGGACGUCCUACACCGAGGACGAAGUGCUGUGGGGACACCGCUUCUUUCCGGUCAUCUCCUUGGAGGAAGGAUUCUUCAAGGUGGACUACUCCCAGUUCCACGCCACUUUCGAGGUGCCCACCCCGCCAUACAGCGUGAAGGAGCAAGAGGAGGCCCUGCUCCUGUCGUCGCCCCUCAUGGCGCCGUCUCUGUGCAACAGCGGGGAGAAGAACAGCUCCCUGGACUGCCUGGAGACCCUGGAGGACAACGACAGCACCACCAAGCUGCCCACCAAGCUCCAGAAGAUCACGGGGCGGGAAGGCCUCCCCAAAAAGCUGCUGAGGAUGAGCUCCACCACCUCGGAGAUGACUUACAGUUUCGGAGACCUGCCUAUGAAGCUGCAGCGAAUUAGCUCGGUGCCUGGCGUCUCCGACGACAAGCUGGGCGGGAAGGCCUCCAAAAUGAGCACGGAGCCCAUCAGCAAGUCGGUGGCGGACUUACCCCCCAAACUGCAGCGGCUGGCCGGGGGAGGCAGGAUAGACGGACACCUGCCGCCCAAACUCAGAAAGAUGAACUCGGAUCGUUUUACAUAAAGAAGCCUUCCGCCCGUCUUUUGACUUCCACUAUUCCUGAUUUAUCAAUUGACAACAUGUGCACAAAUACAACUGGUGUAUCAUUCCUUCUUUAUAUUUCCAAUCUAAAAAGUGACUUAUUAUUGUGUCAUAUAAUUUUUCUUUUUUAAAUCAAACUGUGCCUCCAAGUGAAAAUUUCCGCAAGUUUCAAUUUUAAGGUCAGAUAUUCUCAUUUUUGGUUAAAAAUCAAAUACAGUAACAUAAUAAUGAGUCCUUUUUUAUUUUAUUUUUCUUCAAUUUUCAUUUUGAAUUGAAAAUGAAAAGAGUGAAUGAUACAUACAUUCGAUGGAAUCAAGGACAUCUGUCCCGGUUGUAUGUCCAUGAGAGAUCUCUGACUCUUUUUCGGACGGUGUACAAUUAGCACAAUCAGGCAUGUAAGAAAACAGCGCAUGUAGAACCGAAUCACAAUAAUUCCUGGCAUGAUAUUUAUUUAAAAAAAAAAAAAAAGAGGAAAAAAAGUUCAUUAGUGACGCUACAGAGAGUGGAAAAUUGCACAAAGCCAUAUGAUUUCAAACUGACAUAAAAAUGAUGACAGUUUGUGGCAGCAGGCGGCGCAUAACAUUUUGUUCCUUGAGUUUCUUGCUUUUGUUGUUUAAUGUAAAGUUGUGGCGAUGUUUUGUUCUUGCAUGCUACUCGACCUUAUUGACUAUACAAAAGGUAAUAGACAAAGAUGUUUUAGCCUUAACUAUAUUACCUUGUUUCCAUCGCCAUCUUCAUUUCUUUGCUCUUUCAUAGGUGUGCUAAUUAACCACCCGCCAUUUUUAAUGACUCUGUUCGCUGCGCCAACACUGGACAUUUUGUUCAACAAUGCCUUUUACACCGCAUCUCGUGUCCCCCGGCCGAAACGGGCACUAACAGCUACGCAAUUUCCACAUGCUUAUUAAAAGUCCCAUUUCGGUUCAAAGGGUCAGUCCCCGUAGGCUACUUGAGAAGCACAAUGCAGUCACGCUAGCAUGCUAGCUAAUAGCAGUUAGCAUUUACAUACCAAGAGACGUUUGAGCGUUUAUGUUUUCUCCCUUUUUGGCGAUAUGCACCUUAAGGUUCAUGUUCACCCAAUUUGGGUUACUUUGUAACCCAGAGUGUAUGAAAAAGAAAUUGAAACGGCUUUUCAUCUUCAUGUGCAUUUUGUCAUUGAAGACAGUCCUGUGCAGUUCCAUCCAAAUGAACAGCAGUUGAUCUUCAGGGGUCACACACGAGUUCAAGCGAGACGCCGGGGCUAGCGGCGUUCUCCUUGAUGAAAGCAAUAAUGCAAAAGCCUUUCAUGUUUAUCGCGCCACAGCGCCAUUUUCAUUGUUGACUGAAUCUCUCUCUCGCCACUUUUUUUUGGUUCUCUCUCAAUGCAUUGGAAACAUUGUAUGAUAGUGAGUCUCUUCAGGAAUAAAGCUCCAACAGCAA